Aplysia californica (California sea hare) is the source of this 2798-nucleotide messenger RNA. RefSeq lists its product as uncharacterized. Gene Ontology annotation, molecular function: RNA polymerase II cis-regulatory region sequence-specific DNA binding; DNA-binding transcription factor activity, RNA polymerase II-specific. The transcript is spliced from 5 exons. The coding region runs from base 478 to 2175 and encodes 565 amino acids. Gene Ontology annotation, cellular component: nucleus. Lineage: Eukaryota; Metazoa; Mollusca; Gastropoda; Aplysiida; Aplysiidae. The record is from RefSeq and is a predicted model, not a curated record. Gene Ontology annotation, biological process: cell differentiation; regulation of transcription by RNA polymerase II.
CGGGGAUAUUUCAAGCCUCGUUUAGUCCCUAAUAGAUUUAUUCUCCCCGGAUUUUUUCCUCUCUCAUCCUUGCCCGACUUGUCAGCAUCCGCCAUUAAACGUCGCCAAUCGUUUCCUCCAUUGAUUGGCUAACUCACAUCACAAGUAAUAUUUUUCUCAGUCUCCACGACCUUCCCAUCUCCUGUGAUGAGUCGCGCGUGAGCCCCCGGGAGGGAGAAGAGCUCGUUGAGAGAGUGAGUAGCACCCUCGCUCACACACUGUAUCCAGCAGGACUUUCACACAGUCGCUAAAUGUCUCCGCGCGAUUAGAAGCUCUCUGUGACACAGCUCGUAGGGCGCGCUGUGAGAAACCCUCGAAGACUCCGAACUACGACGAUCAAUGACCUGAAACACUCUGGACUAUUACAGUAAUUGCACAUUAAUUUUUACUUCUUCGUCUGAGGCUCCUCAAUUGGCCGAGGUCAGUCGUGUGACCACCAUGUUUGCCCCGCCCACCUCCUGGCAUCCACACGUGUACAAUAAACCUCCGAGACGGCCCACGCCCUUCCUCAUUGCAGACAUCUUGGGAGAGACACAGGCGGACACCAAACGGACGCUGGACAUCAAGAGAGAUGUGAUUGACUGCACCAAACCUCAUUCAGUCUGCCUGGAUGGAAAAUGUCUGCACCCCUCCUGCUCUGCUUCGCCCGCAACUGAAAAUAACAGGAGCUACCUAAACCAACCCAACCGACCCACACACCACCACCACCAUCAUCACCACCACCGCCACCACCAACAGCAGCAACAACAACACAACCACAGCCACAGCCACAGCCACAACCAUCAUCAGCAUCACAUUUCCAGCAGUUUCAACGGCGUGAAAGGUUUGGAACCAGAGCCUCUUGGUUCUCGCCGCCAUUGUGACUACCACAGCCACCACCCGCAUGACCAUUGUGGAGGGGAGCAUCAGAGAGAUGUGGAAAUUUCCCGAUCUACGUGCAGUCCAGCCUGUGCUUCGCCUUGCUCCUCGGCCUCAGAGACAGACUGCAGUGAUAAAAAGAGGAAAUCCGAGGACGACAGUAAGGAAGAUGGCAUGAACGUCAAAAAGAAGAAGGCCCGGACGACAUUCACAGGCCGACAGAUCUUUGAGCUGGAGAAACAGUUUGAGCAGAAGAAAUACUUGUCGUCUGCCGAACGUGCGGAGAUGGCGAGUCAGCUGGCGGUCACCGAGACACAGGUUAAAAUCUGGUUUCAGAACCGAAGGACUAAGUGGAAGAAGCAAGAGAACAUCUCCAGUGCAGAAGUAGCCGAACACAAGCUCAAUGCAGAGAAGCACGUGAUCAAAGCCAAGAACAGAAAGCCCUCGGAGCCGCGGCUUGACGUCAUCGGGGGCUCACUGGAGCAGAGAGUCGGCUACGACACACCAUGCAGCGUCCUGGGGCGUCUGAACAGCCUGGUGCCCUGUGACGUCAUGGAGGUCUCGCCGGGAGCAGACGGCAAGAAAGAAAACCACGAGUUGUCCAGAUUAUGCGGCUACUCAGUCCAGCAGUUGAUUGGUAACAAGGAUGUGAGCCGGAAUAACGGGUUGGUUCUUUCGUCAACGGGAGUCAAAACUGAAGGUGCCGAAGAUCUCAGAAUGAAAGACAGGGACGAAUCGUCUUGUCUGAAUUCGUUGAUGGUCGAUGUCAACAUUGGUUUUCCUGGACAGGGCAGUCAUCGCUCUCUGAGUCAGUCAGAUAACAGGGCAACAGGUUCUCCAACACCCCCUCCAACUGAAAGGAGUUUUUCAACCUCUCUCUCUCCCGACGAAGACAGCGAGGACAAAGUUGACGUCACCUCGUUCCACACCAUAGUACCUCAAGCUGCAGCUGAGCACUCGGGUUCCAACUUGAGAGGUGCUGACGUCAGCGCUCCUACGCUAACCGACUCAGCCACCAGUCCCUCUCCUCCCCCAUGCAUUGAUCAAGACAGCGGGGAAAGUGAGCCGAGUUCGAGGAAAGAGAUUCUUCCAAGGGCAGGACAGUCUUCUCCCUUGGCGCUCACGGCAUUGCAAGGAGAAACCGACACACCAGCAGCCCGCAGUCCCCUCCGUGUGACGUGUGCAGAGACCGGAAACGACAUGGAAGUCAGAGGAAAAGAUUCCUUUGACAUAGUUUCAUGUGACGGGUAUUCUGAAAAUGAACAAUAUUCUCUAUAACUCCCACUUUCUUAGAGGCAAUAUAUUACAAUCAACGCUAUCAUCUUUAAUAAUUGAAACAGUUGUAUUAAACAGAACGUAAACUACAAGUUUCAGGUGUUCUGGUUUUCUUCUAUAACUACCAGGACGAUGGGGCGAGCUCUACUCUCGAAGCUUCAAACCUUUAAUGUCUUCUGGGGAUUGAACCCGAGCUCUUCCAGAUGCUGAUAAACCAAAGAUUAUUGUAUCCACGAACAUAUGUACGUGUGCACAGUUUUACGACAAUCAGUUUGAAUGUGACAGCAGCUGCAAACGUUUGCCACGUGAAUUGUAACUUUAAGGUUUUGCUCACAGUAUUGUCAUAGUAUUGUCUCUUUGAAAGUUUUUGUCUUUGCUAUGAUCAUUGCUAGAUGUCACUUGUGUGUUAUUGUUGUCGUUUUAAAUGAAGCUCAAGAAUUAUUUAUUGUGGAUCUGUCUUUGCAGCAAAAUAAGCUCUCUGUGAACAACAUUUAAAAAAUAAUGUAUAAGGGUACCUAUGGCCAAUGAAAAGACAAUUCUGAGAAAAUUACAAACAUAUAACAUCAAUACUUCAUACGUUUUAGUCGUUAAAUUUUGGUAUUGGACUACGAAUCAACGAUAGUUUA